ACCCCCACCUUCUUUUUUCCCCUUUCCUUUCCCCGUGCAACGAACGCAAACGCGACUCAACGAAUCGAAUCAAAUCAAAUUCGCCGUCCUCCUCGUCGGCGCCACCGGCCUCGAGCGCCUGCCCGCCGCCCGAUCGGCCACCGGAGAUGCAGCACGGGAGCGGCGACUACUCGGCAUCCGGCCCCGCCGGCCACUACUUCACGCACCAGUACGCGCCCCCGGGCUCCAGCCCGUAUCCAGCCUCCACCGAUGCACCGGCGCCGGGGGCGGGGGGCUACGCCUCCGCACCGCCCUACUCCGUUGGCGGAGGCUACCCCGACCAGCCGCCCUACUCCGUCGGGGGAGGCUACUCCGACCAGCCGCCCUCUGCCCCGGCCUACUCGCAGCCGCCGACCACACAGCCCCAAUACGGCGCCGCGUACCCGCCCUACAACACCAACCCCACGCCUUACCCGCCGGAGCCGUACUACACCUACACGCCGCCACCCACCCAGCCGGCGGCCCCGCCGGCCGCGGAGCCCAACCCCCCGCCGCUGCCCUACGACGCCCCGUACUACGGGGGCGGGUACCAGCCACCUGCCGCUGGGUGCGACAACGAGGAUUACCUGAACGAGGGCGCGUACGCGUACAGCGGCGGCGGCGGCGGCUCGGAGCCGUACGGGGCGCGCGGCACGGCCCCUGCGCGGUCGGGAUCCGCGCUGUUUGAUGACUAUGGGCGGUCGAUCAGUGUCCCAUCCGGAGGGGAGGAGCAACCCUGGAGCGGUGGCGGUGGCGGUGGCGGCGGCAGUGGGGGUGGGAGCUUUGGGCCGAUCGCGAGGGCCCUUCCAAAGGCGGACACGCAUGAGGACUCGAGUGGCGGUGCACAGAAAUUUCGGGUUAAGCUGCUUCCAGAGGGCGCUGGGAAUCCUACUGAUGUGCUUUGCCAGAUUGGUCUAGAUGGAAUUCGCAUGCUUGAUCCCAAUACAAGCAGGACCCUAAAAAUUUAUCCCCUUGAUUCAUUGACAAGAUGGGAGGUUUUGGAUUCAACUAUAUUUGCAUUCUGGACAAAGACAUCAGUGGAUAUUGAACCAAAGCGAAUUAGGCUGAAGUCAAACAGUUAUACUUGCAAUACUAUGCUUGACACUCUGACAGCAGCAACAGUGCAGUUUAAGGAGAUUGGUGGAGAUGCUAGAAGCAAAGGAACUGUGAGUGCUGGCAAACCUGCGGUACAACCAAAUGAGAAGAAGAAAGGUUUUGAUUGGAUGUUUGCAAAGCCUGUUGAUGAAGUGAAAGAUCAUUGGGUUCCAGAUGAGGUUGCCAAGAAGUGCCACUCAUGUGCCGUUGAUUUUAGCCCUUUUAAUCGCAGGCAUCAUUGUCGGAACUGUGGUGAAAUCUUCUGUGACAAAUGCAGUCAGGGAAGAAUUGCUCUGACAGCUGAGGAUAAUGCUCCUCUUGUCCGAGUUUGUGAUAGAUGCAUGGCUGAGGUCACUCAAAGGCUUAGCAUGGCUAAGGAAGCUGCCAGCAGAUCUUCAACCGUGCAAAGUCAUGAAGAUCUUGCAAGAAAACUUAAGGAGGAAAUGGAAAGAAACCGCAAGUCUUCAGGUUGGGCAUCUGGUGGUGGUGCAUCUGGUACCAGAAUGAGGGAAGUCGCAUGCCCUACCUGCACAGUCCAUCUUCAGGUUCAGAUCCCAACAUCUGGUUCAGAGACAGUGGAGUGCGGAGUGUGCCAGCACGCCUUCCUUGUCAGCGCCAAUUGAUAAACCGGGAGACAGUGCACACGUAGAAAUUAUUCUGUUGAUUACUCUACUUCUAAAAGUGCGUUCUGUCAGCCUGUACAUGUCUAGAUUGUGUUGGUGAUCACGAUAGGAUAAUGUCAUCUUUUUUAUGUACAUGAGCGGAUUAUAAACUCGGGAUUGCUGCUGAAUUUCUAGGUUUAUGUGGAGAAUACCGAUGGAAAUAUACUUGUCUUGAAUCUUCUUCA
This is a messenger RNA of Panicum hallii, 1960 nucleotides long. Its product is annotated as protein FREE1. The transcript is spliced from 10 exons. Gene Ontology annotation, molecular function: metal ion binding; ubiquitin binding. The record is from RefSeq and is a predicted model, not a curated record. Gene Ontology annotation, biological process: intralumenal vesicle formation; multivesicular body assembly. Bases 147 to 1736 code for a protein of 529 amino acids. Lineage: Eukaryota; Viridiplantae; Streptophyta; Magnoliopsida; Poales; Poaceae. Gene Ontology annotation, cellular component: late endosome membrane; ESCRT I complex.